Molecule: messenger RNA, 834 nt
Organism: Odontomachus brunneus
Lineage: Eukaryota; Metazoa; Arthropoda; Insecta; Hymenoptera; Formicidae
Exons: 3
Coding region: 238-633 (131 amino acids)
Source: RefSeq, a predicted model, not a curated record
GACGGUUACCUUGUGCGCCGCGCGCUUGUCAUUAUGUCUCGAGCCGCCGAGCGGUACGCAUAAACACCCGUGCAGAGCACAUGUGUCGGUGUGUUAUUUCUCGUUGCCGUCGAUUGAUUAAAAUAUUACGUUUGUACUUGAACUAUCUAAUUAGAUUCUCGUCGGUGUCGCGUUAAUUAACAUACAUUUCUCCAAUCGAAUCGUACCUGCGCGAGUGUCAGUGCUAGUGCGAGUGCAAUGGAGCAACCAGGAUGCUGGCCCGAUAAGCCAGGAUGGACGAUGCAGGACAUGGGACGUCGGGACGCGGACAACAAUACAUCAUAUAUUUCAAGAUUACUGCAACAGACAUUGCCCUCCAUUAAGGCCGAGGGCGCGGGUGGGUCGACAAGUACACGAAGGGCAAAACCUGAUGUCUGCUCAAAUGAGAAUACUCCGAACGGAAUAUACGAGAUGGAGGGGCAGGGGAGGAACAGGAGGAUGAGAAGGAGAACGAGGAGCUGGGGGAAGGGAGAUCGUAGAGGAAGAUUACACUCGGCGAAGAGUACAUCGAGGAGGAAUGACACUUCAGAGUCGCCGAUUUCAUUUCCGCAAACGUCACGCAGACACAUCGUUCCCUGCCGAUCAGGAACGUGAACAUUAUUGCAAAUGUCGGAGAGGAGACUCGGGUGUGGCUGAUCUUUUUGGCGCAAAACUGAUUGUCCAAAGCUUAGGUGUGGUCGAUCAAUCCGUCGGACGUCUCUCCAUCAAGUGAGAGCGAUAGAAAGAGAUAGAGAGAUAGAGAUAGAGAGAUAGAGAUAGAGAGAUAGAGAUAGAGAGAUAGAGAUAGAGAUAGAG